Helianthus annuus (common sunflower) is the source of this 936-nucleotide messenger RNA. Its product is annotated as E3 ubiquitin-protein ligase KEG. Gene Ontology annotation, molecular function: ubiquitin-protein transferase activity; protein binding. The record is from RefSeq and is a predicted model, not a curated record. Gene Ontology annotation, cellular component: trans-Golgi network; early endosome. NCBI's taxonomy places the organism in Eukaryota, Viridiplantae, Streptophyta, Magnoliopsida, Asterales, Asteraceae. Gene Ontology annotation, biological process: negative regulation of abscisic acid-activated signaling pathway; defense response; abscisic acid-activated signaling pathway. The coding region runs from base 1 to 936 and encodes 311 amino acids. The transcript is spliced from 5 exons.
AUGGUUUUCAAAGGGUACUGGAGGAAGCCGGUUCACUGGAUUCUUUCAUCCCGCUCUGGUCUUGCAGAGACUGAGUUGGAGAAAUUAUCCAAGCUUGCAAUUCCAUACUUUUCUCGAGUUGGUCUCACGCCACUUUAUCUCAAUUCCUCGAACACCUUCAUGAGUUCUUUAAGAAGAGUAGAAGACCAGAGAUUGGUUGACCCUGUGAUCCUUGAUGUUCAGUUAUGUGAGCUGUUAGCAAGGGCCUCAUCAAAAAACGAUGGCAACUCAUUUCGUUCUCUGCUUGAAGCACAAAAUGCUGAUGGUCAAACUGCUCUUCAUCUGGCAUGCAGGCGGGGCAGUGCUGAACUUCUUGAGGCUAUUUUGAGUUAUCCAGAGGUCAACGUUGAUGUUCUUGAUAAAGAUGGGGACCCGCCACUUGUCUUCGCGCUUGCAGCUGGAUCCCCAGAGUGCGUUCGGGCCCUUCUUAGUAGAUAUGCUAAUGUCAGAUCUAGGCUGAGGGACGGGUUUGGCCCGUCUGUUGCUCAUGUCUGUGCAUAUCAUGGCCACCCCAAUUGCAUGCGCGAAUUGCUAUUGGCUGGUGCCGAUCCAAACACAAUUGAUGAUGAAGGUGAAUCUGUACUGCAUAGAGCCGUGACAAAAAAGUAUACAGAAUGUGCUCUUGUUAUAUUAGAACAUGGGGGCUGUAAAUCUAUGGGUAUCUUAAACUCGAAGAAUCUAACGCCUCUACACUUAUGUGUCACAACAUGGAAUGUAGCCAUUGUGAAAAGAUGGAUUGAAGUUGCAUCUUCUGAAGAAAUUUCUGAAACGAUAGAUGUACCUUCUAGAAUCUUCUGGAUUCUCUCGUGUGGCAAGUCUGCCAGCGUGGAGUGGUAUGGUCCCUCUAACAUAUGUGCAUCUGUGAUUCGGGAUCAUACCUCUUCAGGGUUCAAGUGA